AUGUGGAUGAGGGGCUCCUCUGUUCCAGCGGUUGUGUGGAAACCGCUUCACCACCCGCUUCUCCUCGUCCUCCUCCUGCUGCUUCCAGGCAGAGGCGUCAACGCCGUCCCUUCUCCUUUCCAGCUGGCUCCGGACACCCCUGCCCCGGCAGAGCCCACCCCAACCCAGCCUGCACCUCGUCCAGACCCCUGCAAAGGACGGCCCUGCCUGAAUGGGGGGCUCUGCCUGGCCCUCCCUUCUCCUCUCAGGCCGGAGGGGACCGGGGAGUACACGUGCACCUGCAGCCAGGGCUUCAUUGGACACAACUGUGAGUUUUUCAUGGACCCCUGUGCCAGCAGCCCCUGUCUCCAUGGUAACUGCAGCCGGAGCGAUGGUGGGGAGGACGGGGAGUCGGCGUACAUGUGCGAGUGCACCGAAGGCUACGAGGGAGAGAGGUGUGAUCAGAUCCUAUUAGACCUGCCGCCCGCUGACUGGGACCCUGCCACCCCCUCUGCUCCCGAACCAGCAACCCCAGCAACUUCCACGACAACAGCCACCACUCAGCCACAGCCACCAACCACAGUCCCAACAACCACAACCACACCGGCACCUCCAACCCUGCAGCCGUGGCAACCUAAACCGGGACAGAGGCUGCUUGUCGUACCAUGGGAGGCAGACAGAGUGAUGGAGGGUCUGCACUGUGUGAGCCCUGAGCUGUGUGAGCUGACAUCAGGAACGCUCACUCUGUCCGUGGAGGUGCCUGAAGAGACUGCUGUGAAGGUGGUGGUGAACGCCAGCGGAGCACCGGUGCUGUGGUGCGUGAGUGAGGAUGGUUUCCUCCGCUCCUCAAUUCUGAACGGCACCACCAUGUGGUUUCUGCAGGCCCCUGAUGGACUGGUGGUGCCAGACAAGCUGCUGCCUCUGGGACAGAACUACUUCCUCAGUGUGAUGCGUGUGGGCACCCCCACAGCCCCCGAGGUCACCCUGCGUCUCAACCUGACGGUGAAGGCCAGCAGCUGCGUGGAGCCCGGCAGCAGCUUCAGUGACCCUCAGUGUUCUGGGAAAGGAAAAUGUGUCACGCAGCCCUCGGAGAGCACCUUCUUCUGCGAGUGUGAGGACGGCUUCACGGGGAUUUUUUGUGAGGAGUUUGACGCCUGCCACCGCAGACCCUGCCGCAACAACGGCACCUGUGCUGAUGUCAGACAAGGAGGAGAAGGGAACAAUUUCACGUGCACCUGUCAGCCAGGUUAUGAGGGGGAGCGCUGCCAGCUGCAGGUUGACCACUGCCUCUCUGAGCCCUGCAGACAUGGAGCCACCUGCUUCAGCAGCCUGGCAGGACCCCGGUGCUACUGUCCCGAAGGUUACCAGGGUGCUUCAUGUGAACAGAAGGUGGAUCCCUGCGCCUCCAGCCCAUGCCACAAUAAUGGCACAUGUUACGCUCAGGGCCCCGGCCCCCUAGGGUUCGCCUGUAGCUGCACUUCUGGCUUCACAGGACCCACUUGUGCCCAGCUGGUGGACUUCUGUGCCCUGAACCCCUGCGCCCACGGGGUCUGCCGCAGCGUGAGCAACAGCUACAGGUGUCUCUGUGUCCCAGGUUACCAUGGCUUGUACUGUGAGGAGGAGUACAAUGAGUGUCUGUCUGCUCCCUGCCAGAACUACGCCACCUGCAGGGAUCUCAUCAACGCUUAUGAGUGCGUCUGCACGCCACAGUUUGAAGGAAGACACUGUGAAAUCUACAAGGAUCCAUGUUUGAAGGUACGCUGCCAGAAUGGAGGCCGCUGUGAGAGUGUGGCACUUAACGCCUCCUGUGCCUGUCCACCCGGGUACCAAGGGGAGAAGUGUGAGGUCGACAUCAACAAGUGCGAGAGCAACCCCUGUCACCAUGGCGGCACCUGUGUCGACCAAUCAAACGGCUAUACCUGCCACUGUCCACCUGGGUGGGUGGGCUCCAGCUGUGAAAUCCACCUGCAGUGGAAGCCUGCACAUACUGAGGACUCCCUGACCAACAUGCCUCGGCACUCCCUCUACAUCAUCAUCGGGGCUCUGUGCGUGGCGUUUGUCCUCAUGCUCAUCAUCCUCAUUGUGGGCAUCUGUCGCAUCAGCCGCAUCGAGUACCAGGGAUCGUCACGUCACGCCUACCAGGAGUUCUACAACUGCCGCAGCAUCGACAGCGAGUUCAGCAACGCCAUAGCGUCCAUCCGUCACGCCAGAUUUGGGAAGAAGUCUCGGCCUGCCAUGUACGACGCCACUCCCAUCGCCUACGAGGACUACAGUCCUGAAGACAAGCCUUUGGUUACCCUCAUCAAGACGAAGGAUUUGUAAAACAUAGCCAUCUCAAACUAUCCAAGCUGGGAACACACACACAUUCACAGACACAUACAUACAUGACAUCAUUAUAAAGUUACAAGUAUUUCCUAUAAGGGGUGGAAAAAACCCGGCAAAUUCAACUGAAUGUAAAGUGUGAAAAAACAUACUGUAGUUAAAAAAAAAAAACACUUUUGAUUUUAGUACACAUAUUUUCCUGUCAAAGUCAACAAUGAAGCUUUGUUGUAGCAUAAGAGCAUACUUAAGUUACAGAUGAAGGGCAACGGAGUGAACCAGACUGUCUGUAGGUGGGGGCAGAACGCGGCAGAUCACACUGAAACAACCCCAGAGGUGUUGGAGAAUCAGACGCACCUCACACGGUCACAUCCACUCAAUCUGUUCCUGCAUUAAAAACCAUAGACAUCUGCAGUAGGUUGCCUUACUUUGUGCAUGGUUAGAUUCGGUGUUCCUCUUUGCAAUACUCUAAAACCCUUCGUACCCGUUUGUUGUUUUUAUUUUUCAGUGCAGACGUGUUCUUCUGUCAGGAUUGUGCUGAAUGUUUUCUUCCUCGUGGUUAGCAGAUGAAAUGCGUACAAAUAUAAAAUGUUAGUCACAUGAUUUUAGUUUUUAUUUUCAUGCUCAUUUACGACGGCCUCGUUCUUUACAGUGCGCGGUGUAAGAAUAGUGAAGAAGGCGGGUCUGCUGGAGAUCAGAGGCCCUGCAAGAAAACCUCCUGUGUGUCUUUCAGUGAUAUUUAGGAAAAUAGGUAGAUGGAUUUCACACUUUCACAGGUUUAAAGAAAAGUAGUCUAUUUUGCUCGGUGUACCUGUUUAUCCCGGUGUACAGCUUCACCCCUAGUGCAGGCAGUGUUGAAGAGUUUCUGGGUGCAAGUUACUUUUUGAGUGUGGCACGUUCAAAGCCACAGAGUUUACAAUGGAAAACAGCA
Molecule: messenger RNA, 3229 nt
Organism: Nematolebias whitei (Rio pearlfish)
Lineage: Eukaryota; Metazoa; Chordata; Actinopteri; Cyprinodontiformes; Rivulidae
Gene: dner
Product: delta/notch-like EGF repeat containing
Exons: 13
Coding region: 1-2301 (766 amino acids)
Biological process (GO): heterophilic cell-cell adhesion; establishment or maintenance of epithelial cell apical/basal polarity
Cellular component (GO): plasma membrane; protein-containing complex
Molecular function (GO): calcium ion binding
Source: RefSeq, a predicted model, not a curated record